UUGUUUGACUCAAAUUGAAGAAGGCACAUUCUCCCACGAUUGUUCGUUAUCAUCGGUUUCGCUGCAAUGACCGGGUGUUGUACAGUAUAUAACUGAUAUGCCAAGGUAUCUAGCAGAGGUUGACGCGAGCAGCUGCAGAGACACGUAUUUGGCCGUUAAGGAAAGCAAUUACUCUAAUGCAGACCUUUCAUUGAGUAAUCCAAGAAAGUUUCCGUAACAACAGACGCAAUUGUUUUGCGACAAUGGAUAUGCGCAGAGGAACAGAGCUGACUUUGGUAUAGCAAGAGAAAGGAUGACCGUCUGUAAUGUGUUAUGAAACAACAUACUGUCGAGCUUUGAAGAUCACAGACAUAGCCUAGUCUCAAUUAAGGUCAACAUUUACGCACUGAAAAGGGAAAGUAAUCUACUACAACGAGAAGGAAGCCCCGCACACUAUAUUAGAAGCAUAAUGAAUCGUCUGACCAAAUUGAAACAACCUGAUGACGGACCUAAUUGGAAUGUUACAUACGUCCGACUCUAUAAGUUUACUAACCGGAAGUCGCAUGUAUGUUGAUCAGCAGCCAAUCCAACUAGCUGCAUAGAAUCUUGAUUGAACCAGAUAUAACUGCGAAUACUGAUGGACUUCAUAAGGACGGGGGCUACCGGCAAACUACUUCAAUUCAAUCAAUAAAGUUAAUGUUUUAAAUAAAAGCUUGGAUAAUCACACCUAUCACGUGAAUAACAUGCAAUAUAUUAUCAUUCGACAUUUAUGCAUUAUGUGUCUAUAUGAAGUAUUGAAUUAAAUCGUAAUGGACGCACCUCCAGUCAACUCGUCUCAUACGAAGACGUGGCCACCAUGGAAUUCUUCAGACUUAUUGACAAUAGCACCGAAUGUAUCAAACACAAGCUCAUUAUUUAUGGACAAUGUGUGUGAUCAAUCAUUUUGGGAAACUCGUCUUCAAGUUGAAUUUUACGUAAGAGGAGUUAUUAUUCCGAUCAUUUGUUUUGUUGGACUCAUCGGAAGUUUUCUAAAUUUAAUAAUCCUGACUCGGCCAAAUAUGGUGAAUCCAAUUAAUAUGUUUCUCCUUGGAUUGGACAUAGCGGAUAUAGGAGUUUUGUUUAUACUUGGUAUUUAUUACACGUACUUUUACAGCAGCCAAAAGUGGAUUUUGAUAGAAAGUAACUCAACAGAAUGGCUCACCACUGUCCCCUUGUGGCCAUGGCGAGUAUUUUGGGCAGUGGCCGUAAUUCCAGCUAAUUUCUUUGCAACCGUGUCCAAUACCCAUGCUUUGGGAGUAUCGGUGUUCCGGUAUAUAGCUGUAAGAUUUCCAGUGAAAGCUCAUAAUUGCUGCUCAAAUAAUUCGGCUAAGAAAAUCAUCAUAGCAAUAUACAUUUGGGGAUUACUUUUGAACUCACCCGACUUUUUCCAGAAAUCAAUGAUGGAAGGAAGCAUUGGAAAUUUCACAUUUAACUACAUGGGCUACAGCAAAUUAUUUCACAAUCGUGUAUUUAACAUGAUCUACUAUCCUGUCCGAGUCAUCUUUAACAUUUUGAUACCAUGGUUUGCUUGCUUAUUGCUCAGCAUACUACUUAUCACAACAUUGCGACGUAGAAUGGCUGCAACGGAUAGGAGACGGUCUGUUGCUGCUUUAGUGAAGAAUACUUUGCGCUCAAAACGGAAAGACAAAAUAACAGUAACUCUUCUUGCUGUCAACUUGAGCUUUUUAAUUUGUCAAUUCCCUGCAGCUGUUUGGGGAAUGUUGACGUGGUUGGUCGAGAACAGGGACAUGUUUUAUUGCCAUUCAUUCCAGAUUGCAAGAGCGUUCAUUGAUCUGUUGGGCGUCUUGAAUUUUGCUACAAAUUUUUUUCUGUAUGCAAUAACUCAUAAAGAUUUCAGACAGACGUUUUCACGUGUUUUCGGUCUUCAAAAACUGAAGACUGGGCUUUUCGCUAGUAGAAAAAAUAAUAAGGCAUUAUAUAGUGAGAUUAGAACUAACAAUACCACGAGACAGACCAACGUUUGACUUAGUAUAAAGUGGAUCGCUGCGUAUUUUACAUUUUUAUCAACUUUACUUCGCUUAAAAUCACAGUCGGUAUGCAGUUAUGAUUUGGGGCAAGCCAAAUCAUUAGUUUACCUUCUUUCCAAGUUUCGAAUUAUCAAAGACGCUGUACUGAGCCACUCUAUUUUCGAUGAGAUAUAAUAAUUACAAUCAAUUUGCGUUUAAUGCAGGCCCGUAGCCAGGAUUUGCCAAGGGGG
Owenia fusiformis is the source of this 2236-nucleotide messenger RNA. The record is from the annotation of a GenBank genome assembly. Lineage: Eukaryota; Metazoa; Annelida; Polychaeta; Sabellida; Oweniidae.